AUGACCGUCCUCUUUAACCCGCACCACCAACCACCGCCCUCCUGUGCCCCCGGGUUCCACCCUCGGCCGUCUCCCCACCCGUCCCCCAAUGCACCAUUGUCUCCCUCUCCUCCUCGUCCGUCCCCACCUGCUCCCCCUACUCACGCUCCUGGGGACUCCUUUCCCAGCAGCAGCUGUGGCUUGCUCGUGCGCGGCAGCGAGGGGGAGAUGGAAGGCGAAGGAGGGGCAGACAGGGGCGAGCAGAAGUGGGAGGAGCAGGAGGAAACGGUACAGGAACAACGAGCAGGGGAGGAGCAGGUGGGGAAGGAGCAGGUGGGGAAGGAGCGAGUGGCAGAAGAGGGGGGGGGGGUAGGGCAGCAGGAGCAGCAGGAGCAGCAGGAGCAGCAGGAGCAGCAGGAGCAGCAGGAGCAGCAGGAGCAGCAGGGGCAGCAGGGGCAGCAAAGGCAGGCGGAGCAGCAGGAGCAGGAGUGUGGCAGGGAGCAUGGGCCAAACGAGGUGGAGCAACAGCAGGCGCUGGCGGAUAGGGGUCCAAGGGAGUCGGAAGCGGUGUCAGAUGUGGUGUCAGAUGUGGUGUCAGAUGUGGUGUCAGAACCAGUGCCAGUGUCAGAAGCAGCCUUAAAUGAGGCGUCAGAAGUGGUGUCAGUGUCAAAAGAGGUGUCAGAAAAGGUGUCACAAGUGGUGUCAGAAGUAGUGGUGGUCGAGGGGGUGUUGAGCGUAGAACUGGAGGGGGAUGAGGAUACGGGAGUUGCAGUGUGUAGCUCUGGCGUGGACGGGUCUGCACAGUGCAGGGUGAGUGGGGUGAGGGAGAUGGAACAGGUGGUUGCUGGGGUGAAGGAUGGAGGGGAUGGAGACGAGGAGAGGGGGAGGAGAAGCGGCUGUGGAGGUUCAGUGGUUUGUACGGGAGGAGCACAGCGUGAGGAGGGAGGGGCGGUGGUGUGUGAAGGAGGAGCAGGUUUGAGGCAGGUGGAGGGGAGGGAGCAGGAGCAUGAGAAGCAAGAGAUUGAAAGGCAGGAGAAAGAAGGUGCAGAGAUGCAAGGCACUAUCAGGAGUGGUGGGAGCGAGGACAGCAAUGGUGGCAGUGGUGUCGUUGCUGGAAGUGGUGACGACAGCAGUGGAGAAGGCAUUGGGGAUGCAGCAAUAGCCGAACCUGUCUCAGAUGCUUCACCUCCCGAACCUCUCUCAGCUGCUUUACCUGACGAACCUCCCCCAGCUGCAUCACUUGCCGAACCUGAUUCAGCUGCUUCACCUGCCGAAUCUCUCUUAGCUGCGUCACCGGCCACUCCUGUCUCAGCGUCACCUGCCAUACCUGCCUCCUGGGAGCACCACUUUGUGGUGGGAGACAUUACGAGGCAGCGGUUUCUUUUAGAGCAACCGGCCACUCCUGUCUCAGCGUCCCCUGCCAUACCUGCCUCCUCCGCAUCACCUGCCGCACCUGUCCCAGGCUGUGACUGCUGCCCGUGCAGAGGAGGCAACCACCUAGUGGUAUCAGUCGCUGCAGCACCACCAGCAGCAGCGCCACAACAAGCAGUACAGGCGGCCAUCAAGUCGGUUCCCAGCUCCGAGUCGCUGAAUGGCUGGGAGCUCUGCCUGCUGGCACUCGUGUAA
Molecule: messenger RNA, 1605 nt
Organism: Closterium sp. NIES-65
Lineage: Eukaryota; Viridiplantae; Streptophyta; Zygnematophyceae; Desmidiales; Closteriaceae
Source: the annotation of a GenBank genome assembly